Messenger RNA from Baudoinia panamericana UAMH 10762, 1267 nucleotides. RefSeq lists its product as uncharacterized. Gene Ontology annotation, molecular function: hydroxymethylbilane synthase activity. The record is from RefSeq and is a predicted model, not a curated record. Gene Ontology annotation, biological process: heme biosynthetic process. The transcript has 2 exons. Gene Ontology annotation, cellular component: cytoplasm. Bases 185 to 1267 code for a protein of 360 amino acids. Lineage: Eukaryota; Fungi; Ascomycota; Dothideomycetes; Mycosphaerellales; Teratosphaeriaceae.
GCCAUGUCUCUCAUCAGUGACUGGCGGCCACAUCUCCGUCGGCAUGCAAGGGUUCCUGCGUUCCACUCCCGUUAGCGCAUGCCUAAACUACGGCCCCACAAUGACGCCGAGGUUGGAGUGAAUAUAGCUAUUUUGCGACUCCGCCUGUAUUUCAGCUUGACGCCAUCGAGAAGCGGAAAGAACAAUGGCGGGCUUACAGGAUGCCCCAAUUGUCAAUGAAACAACCAUUGAGACGUCUGCUCCGGUCUCGGGUCAAUCAUCGCAAAAGGCAACGUUCCAUGUAGGGACUCGAGCCUCGCUUCUCGCCCGGGUCCAAACGGAUGAGGUCGUGAAGGCAUUGCGAGCAGCAUGGCCGGACCAUCUGUUUGAAAUACACGCCAUGACAACGACCGGAGACAAAAAUCAGACCACAGCACUACACAAGUUUAACGAGAAGGCAUUAUGGACGCAAGAACUAGAGGUGCUCCUGCAAAAUGGCGAGCUGGACUUCAUUGUCCACAGCCUUAAGGACAUGCCGACUCAGCUUCCUGUGGAUCUUCAGCUUGGCGCCGUCACAAAGCGUAGGGAUCCACGAGACGCGCUCGUUAUCAAACCCUCGUUAGUCGGUAAGUGCCGCAGUCUCGCCGACCUCCCAGAGGGCUCCGUGGUCGGUACCAGCAGUCUUCGGCGAACGGCACAGCUCAAGCGACGGUACCCUCAACUCCGAUAUGCAGAUGUACGAGGCAAUCUCGGGACGCGGUUAGCCAAGCUUGACAACCCCGAGUCAGAAUAUGCUGCCAUCAUCAUCGCAGUCGCCGGCUUAGACCGGUUAGGGAUGGGUGAUCGCAUCACGAGCUACCUCUCAAGUAGUCACGGCGGCAUGCUGGGUGCUGUUGGGCAAGGCGCGUUAGGCAUCGAAUCACGGCGAGACGAUCGGCGGGUGGAGGAGCUGCUGUCGAGGAUUGGCCACGAGAGGUCGACCUUCGCCACGCUCACAGAACGAAGUCUUAUGCGCACAUUAGAGGGUGGCUGUUCGGUGCCCAUCGGCGUGGAGACGGAGUGGAAGACGGAUGAGCUGACAGAUGAGCUUCUGAUGCGAGCUGUCGUGAUUAGCCUUGACGGUGAUGAGGUCGCAGAAACCGAGACGCGUAAGCGUAUACUAAGCCGGCAGGACGCAGAAGACUUCGGCUUCGAGGUUGCAAGGCAGCUUGUCGCUAAAGGUGCCGAUAAGAUCUUAGAGAAGAUCCAACUAAACCGUCAGAUCAUACACGACCAGGGUGAUGCAUGA